Molecule: messenger RNA, 4687 nt
Organism: Frankliniella occidentalis (western flower thrips)
Lineage: Eukaryota; Metazoa; Arthropoda; Insecta; Thysanoptera; Thripidae
Product: DNA (cytosine-5)-methyltransferase 3B-like
Exons: 3
Coding region: 2058-2663 (201 amino acids)
Source: RefSeq, a predicted model, not a curated record
GGGGGACUGCCGUGUCAGGGUCUGUUUAGCAGACAACAGGCCGCCAGGUGGCGCUGCCACUGCCACCAAAGGACCGACUGGACUGGCCAGCUGGGCCCGGACAGUAAGUCCAUUCUGAGAGCGUAUACUAACGAGAUCGACCACAGUGUCCGUGUCCAGCUAGGCGUGCCACUGCUGGUGGGACUUGUUUACAUUGUAUGUACAGUACCCCUGUUGUUAUUGUUAAAAAAAAAUCGUUUUUCACCUACAUCGAGUCUCCUUUAUCCCGACACGUCAAUACACUGUGAAAAAUAUCGUCGUAAAUUUACAAUGUUUUUGUAAACCCGAAUAAAGUUGUGAAUUUACGAGGCUACAUUUUUUACUCGCCAAUGAAGCAUGUAGCUUUACGAUUACAAAUUUUCAUGUUCCAGCUUGCGUCAAUGAAAAUUUUUCUGAAAACUUACUUGAUAUUUUGCACAGUGAUAACAUGAAUCUUAAUUAAAGGCUACUGUAAAAUGAACAGUGACCAAAUAUUGGUCGAUACGAUCUUUAUUUCAUGAACCACAGGCUUUUCAAAAGGUAGUUGAACGGCACUUGAGGGAAACAGGACAAAUGUGGAGGGAGCAAACUGACUUUGAUUUGUGUUUGAUAUGAGUCUAUGGGUAGUGAAGAAUAUGGACACUUAAAAAAAACACAGCUCUGCUGUUUAGUACUUUCACCUGGAGUAAUGUUCUACCACAACAUAUACAAUCGAGACACCUCGUGUGAUGGCUCUACAGUUCGUCCUGUUGCUUUCACCAGAAGAGAGAAUUCUUAUCCAACACAAUUUGUACAACAUAGGAGGCUGCGUUGAUGCAUACGUACAUGACUGCUCCACUCGGAAGGCUCUGAAGAAGGUAGAAAAGAAUGAGUCUGUUAAGGAGUAUGUUUGUGCGCUGCAGAGUCUGGCAUUUACUACCUGUAGCUUCGGAACAAUUUGGCAAGAGGCCGUACGUGGCCGCAUCAUGUGAUGAAUUCUGUUCCUCUCAGCGCGUUUGAAGUGCUUCCUGGCAACCAGUGCUUACUGGCAACCAGAAACAGUUCCUUAAGCUGUGACCAUCGUUUAACAGAUUUGGCAGAACGAAGCUAUCCAAGCUAAGACAAGAUCAAUUACGCAAGUCAAUCGUUUGGUAUCCUCAACAUGGAAGGCACAAGCCAAGAAUCAUAAGCAACAUCCCACGAUGGCUCCUCAGCCUCAGAACUAGUCGAAGGGCACAGUGUUCAGGCCUCGUUUUCGGUCCGGGAGGAAGCUCAACGCCGAAACCUGUUUUUGACCAUUUUACCGACCUUAAAAAUGGUAGGCGGGUAAAAACUCCCAGGGUAAACAAUACAUUAGAGCAAAAACAGCUGCUGAGACUUUGAGCUCAUCUGUUGCUAGGCACAUAGUGACCAUGUUUCAAGUUUCAAACGGUGGCUCUGUAUAAUAGCUCUGAUUGACCGAGCUGAUAACGUGCCACUACAUUCUUUCUGGUAUGAACAACUCUCAGAUCAGUUUUGAGCUCCCCCCUAUAUUUAAGAGGUUACCACACUAGGACCAUAUUACCACGGUCAUUUCUCAUACUGUACAGGCGGAGAUAGGUAAAUCAGUGAGUUUGUUCUUUUUCACUUCCCUUUAAGACAGCCUGGAACACCCUAAAGUUCGACAUUUGCCGUGGAAAAUGUUCCAGGUUACAGUCUGAUAGCUGGAUGGGGUAGAUUGUACAACUUGGAGAUGUUAGAGGGAUUUCAGAUGAGGUCCUUUCCGCAUUAGGCAGAAUUGACCUGCUCAUAGGAGGUAUUUAAACUGCUGAUAAUCAUCUUUCAUAACAUUUAUAUACAUACAUGUAUCUAAUGGGACUGCAUUAUUAUUCUUUAUCAUGAAGGUAGUCCCUGUGAUGAAUUAUCUCUUGUCAACUGGAGAGGGAGAGGAUUACAUGGUAAAUUAUAACAUUUUAAUUCAUCCUUCUAAUCCAGUACAUUUUCCCUAAAGACUGUGCUGGUGUCUCCUGCAGAUAUUUUAAAACUCUCAGAGUAUCUGCAGGAGACACCACCAGGAGUAUAUGAGUGAGACUUUAUAUUGUUUCAUUCCAGAUCCAAAAUCAAGUGGUCAUCUGUUCUUCAAUUUUGUUCACAUCAGGAAUUUCCUCCAGAAGAGAAUGUCUUUGGCUGGAGUCCAUCUGUUCUGGAUGUUUGAAAAUACAACCCAUAUGAAAGAACAGAUAAAGACAGACAUCUGCACUGCUUUGGGCUGUGAACCCAUUACCCUGUGUCCAUCAUCACCUGUGUCUAUGGCGCGAGAGAGACACUUCUGGGACAACCUACCUGCUAUGUACGACUUAUGCACCGACACCACAGACACGAUGUGCCUGAAUCUUCAAGAUUUCCUAAGACCUCAUAGAACGGCAAAUUUCCAAUGUUCAAGAACCAUCACUACAAAUAAAUGGAAUCAGAAGAGAGGAACAAGACUGCCAGUCACCGUGAAUGGGAGGGAAGAUUAUAUGAAUGUCAACGAAAUUGAGUCCUUGAUGGGGUUUCGUCUUCAUUACACAGAUGCAUGUGACUUGUCAAUAAGGCAGCGAUUCAAUUUUUUAGCCAAAGGAUGGUGCAUUCCGGUUGUUCAGAAAUUGUUACAAACACUGAUUGAUAUUUUAUUUCACAAAGGCUGAAAGGUAGAGGAUAUAUACACUUAUUGUGUUGACUGUGUUGUGAUCUUAUAGUGAGAUCCUCUUGUUUCUUCUAAACCAAUAAGCAUGUAAUUCAGACCUUUAUUUUCCGUUUCUGUGAUGUAUUAUAUAGUAUCAUGACUGCUACCAUACUGUUUUCAAUACAUUGUAUUUCAACAUAUUGUGUAAACUAGUUGUAUUUAGUGUUACCCAGUGGCAAACCAGGGCACAAUUCAAUGCGACAAGGUUUCAUCAUUUCCAGACACACGAAGAGCCAAAAAUUGAAAUGACUCGAUACGCUAGUGUACAAUGACAGCUAUUAUUGUAUUACCCGGGUAAGAGAUUUUUUUCCCAGUGAGUGCUUUGUCGUGAGCUAGUGCGAAGCCUGUUACGCGAGAUGGGGUCUGGCGGACGUAUAGAUGUGAGAUUGGCACGCACAUUACAUCUGUAAGCUGUCCAAGGUGACCGCAGUUUCGUAGGUUUUAGGGAAGCCGCUCAACAUUGACUGCGGUUGUCAAAGUUAAGUCAAAGUGAAAGCCAGGGGUGCGAUGGCGUCAACCGGUACCGGUAAGGUGAUAUAGAGAUAGGUGGCCGCAAGCGGGCGUGGUGGGGGAAACGGAUCCUUUAAGGAUUGCGGGCGAACUAUAAUGGGCGCGACUUUGCCGGUUUACUAAAGGAAGUGAGUCACUCCUUUUCACAGUGUACACACGUAGGACCUACGAUACUUGGUUACCAAUGAUUCUCGCUUGUUCUUAAUGCUUCAUGGCUGCUGUAUAGUUUAAGUCUUAUCUGCGUUGUAUGAUGAUGUUCCUGGUCAUUGUUCGUGAUGUACGCCGUUUCCUUUCCUUUUUGUGCGGCGUUGAUGCCAAGACCGGUGUACACAUGAUUCCCAGAGUGCUUAACCCUCGGUUCGCAACCGAUAUGAGUUUCCUGUGAGAACGAAAUUAAUUGAUCUCUACAAGUUGUGAGUUCUUUUUUCCUCGUGUAUUAUUGGGCUCAAAGCCACGUCGUUGGCACGCAACUCAUCCCCAUUGGCUCGUGUUGCUUCUGUCACUAAACUAAGUCAAAGUAACUUUUGUUUCAAGCUGACUUCGAUCCUAACAAAAAUUGCAAUGACUCCGCCCCCAACGUCCUUUAGGAAUUCAAAGCAGAGGGCCAUCGGCCCUUCGAAGCACCGCCAUUGCCCCUAGUGUAUGAAUCAUCGAGCAUACAACCAGAGGCCUCCUCUUCCAAACGAAUUCAUUCUAAGCUUUGCGAGGUAACUGGCCUGUUAGCAGUGCGCGACACAUAACUAAUUAGUUCGCAGGCACACAUUUUUUUGCACCGUCAACAGAUAUCUAUGUAAGUAAUGGGCAAAUUUUCAGAAGUGAAAUAUGCAACUUAAGUGCCUAAAAUACGAAUACUCUGCGACGUUGCUUGCAGCUUUCAGUUGCACUACACACCUUGUGCUAGCAACGAUUUUACAGAGUGCCAUAGUCAGUCACACCAAACAUGUCGACGAGGAGGCUAUUAUUAUCAGCGGCAAUUCUCUGCUUGACCACUGGAAACAUUUGCUGCAAUUUGGUCUCGGUAAGAUGGCCGAAGAUUUACGGACACUCGUCAAAGAAAGGUGGAAUAUCGCACAAGAAUGUAGCACUGAUAGUACUUUAGGUUUUCCAUGAGCAGGCCAAGAUGUGCCAUUUGACAAUGUCCGUCGCUCAUCAUAAGGCACUAGAGCAAAGUCUGUAUCUUGGUCACUUUUGACCCUCACGUCGUCAUAGUGUCUUUUUCUGUACACCUUUCUAAACGGCUAACGUUAGAGCAUCGGGGAAAAGAUCAACGUGAUUAGCAAGUCACCAAGUCACAAGAAAAUCAAAAAGAUUAUUUUGUCCACCGGUGGGCGAAACCAAUCAUGUAAAUCGUUAGCAAUGCAGCUGUUCCGACGUCUUGCACGCAGAACUGAUUGUACGAUUUUCAAGUGGGUUAUUAGUAAACCAGUCUUAGAGCAAAGAAAAAACUACAAACUAACUUCCGAAAAAAGUGUCUGA